Symbiodinium natans is the source of this 1992-nucleotide messenger RNA. The record is from the annotation of a GenBank genome assembly. Lineage: Eukaryota; Dinophyceae; Suessiales; Symbiodiniaceae.
AUGCCGUUGACUUCCAGCUUCCCCCGAAAAGCUCCGGCCACCACACAGGAUGCGCAGGCCUCGCAGCUCAUUGGCCUGCGCAGGGACAUCGAUCGCUUCCUUGAUGGUCAAGGCCAAGGCGUUCAAACAGAGCUUCCAGUGGAGCCUCCGGAGCCUCUGGGGACUGUGGAGACUGUGUCCGUUGGUCCUACUGGUGCAACCUUCGGAGUUCCGGAGAUCGCACCCGUCUCGAAAGGCCAAAGCUUCUCCGAGUUCCAGCGGCUUUCGCAGAGCAAUGAGGAGCUGCAGCGAGCCUUAGAAGGCGCCCGGCAGGAAGUGAAGACGAAGUCGAAGGCCAUGUCCAGCCUCAGCAGUACUCAAAAAAAUCAACUCAGCAACGUCAAAAAAGAGUGCUCCGAGCUGCGAGAAGAUGGCAGAGCCAAGAAGCGACGGAUAAGCGAGAUGGAGGACGAGAUCUUGAAGCUCCAGCGCCAACGCGACAAGCUUGCACAUGACCUGCAAGAAGCUCAAGAGCGUUCGCAACGUGAUCUGCAGGCCAUGGAGCUCCAAGCUACAGAUGAGCGUCGAAAGCAAGACUGCACUAUUUUGCAGCUGGAAUCAAAGCUCAAGCAACUCGCCGAAUUGACCAACCCUCUGGCCGAUCAUGAGCCCUUGACUUCCAGAAUUGCAGAGCUAGAGCAAGAGGUACUUGCAUUGCGCAUGCUUCUCAAAGAAUGGUGGCCAGAGAAGGAGCUGGCGGCCCAACUUCAAGGCAAACACCUUGAACUUGACCAGGAGCUUCAGCAGCUGCACAGCACGCGAAGCGACUUGCUUGCAGCACAGGCGCGGAUGAGCGAUCUGGAGCAAAGCCAGGCAUCUCUGAAGGAUGCCCUGGAAGCUCGUGACGCUGCCCUGCAAGAGGCCCAAGGGGCAGAGCUUGCAAAGAAGGACCUGAUCGCAUUGCAGGAUGUGGUGGUGGAGAUCCUCACUACUGCCAAAGAGUGUCGAAGCGACGUCCCCAACAAACCCACAGCCGCGAACCUUGGGCUUGCUUGGUCCUUCCUUCAGUCUCGCUUAGCCAAGGAGAACCAGAACUGCAUGCAAGCACAGCGCCAGCUAGAUGAGGCAGCGAACGUGCAGAAAGACAUGCAGAUUGAGCUUAGCAAGCUUCGGGUGGAAGCAGCGCGUUGUGAGGAGCUAAAAGGGCAGCUCCAGGAUGCCCAGUCAAACAUCCAGCGGCUGAUGGCGGGCAAGAGCGAUGGCAGCGAUGAGAGACCGGCAACAGCCGAGCCUAUGCUUGAGCCAGUGGAGCUUCAGAGGCAAGUGGCCGCAAAGCAGCAGGCCAUCGAUGCCAUUGCCAAAGAGGCUGAGUUGUUGCGCAGCCAGGUCAGUAAGCUGAUGGAUGUGGAAGGCAGAGCUCGAAAGCUUGAGCGUGUGAAUGCAGAGCUCUGGGAAGCCAACCAGGAGCUUGAGAGUCGGGUCGAACGACUGGAGACUCUGGAGAAUGCAAAUGCAGCGAAUGCAGAUGCCGACGCAGAUUUUGACCCUCGAACUACCAAAGUCUUGCACCUUGCGAGAGGUCCGAGCGGUCCAGUCGAAGCUCGUGUCGAUGCUCGCAGCUCUGGUGACGCCGCUGGUGACCUGGAACAGCAGCAAGCAUCAAGACAGCUGGACCGGUUUAAGAAAGCAAUGCGAAAAUACGUGCAAGAGUUCAGAGAGGGCAUCUACCACCUCUUGGGAUGGAAGGUAGAGAUGAAGGGCGACGGAACUUCAAUGCGAUGGCAUCUGACUUCCAGGUACCAUGAAGGUCAGGAGUUGGUUUUCCAGCUCAGACCAGCAAAUGCGGGUCCUGCAGGGCAUCCAGCAGAGUUCGACUUGUUGGGCACUGCCUGGGCGGAGCAACUGCAGGGUGAUCGUCAGGCCAUGGCUUACCUGGAGGUCUACAGCUCUAUCCCCGGCUUCCUGGCGCAUGUGACUGUAGAUCGUCUUGCCCAGCAGACCUUCACCCGCUGA